AUGGAUGAUGAUGAUCAAGAAUAUUACAGCAAGCCGUUACAUCUCUACAGUAUAUUGCAAAAGAAACAGCAUCAAUGGUCCACAAAUGUGUCUAAUUUUACAGAACAUACAUUUGAUAAGGAUCUGAAAUGCAGCUUUGGAUCAAAUAGCAGGAAAGGACAGCUCACUCCUGAUAUUCACAAAGAAAACAUAAGCCAGGCAAUUUUAUAA
This is a messenger RNA of Parnassius apollo (apollo), 210 nucleotides long. The record is from the annotation of a GenBank genome assembly. NCBI's taxonomy places the organism in Eukaryota, Metazoa, Arthropoda, Insecta, Lepidoptera, Papilionidae.